Molecule: messenger RNA, 2433 nt
Organism: Xenopus tropicalis (tropical clawed frog)
Lineage: Eukaryota; Metazoa; Chordata; Amphibia; Anura; Pipidae
Product: serine/threonine-protein kinase N2-like
Exons: 11
Coding region: 1-969 (322 amino acids)
Molecular function (GO): ATP binding; nucleotide binding; protein kinase activity
Source: RefSeq, a predicted model, not a curated record
AUGCCCAGAUCUCUGGAAAACUUCAAUCUGGGAAAAGUAUUGGGCGAAGGCACUUUUGGAAAGGUGUUCCUGGCAGAGUACAAGGACACAAAACAACUGUGUGCCAUAAAGACCCUCAAGAAAGAGAGGAUUAUUGCCAAGAAUGAUAUCAAGAGCGUUUUCAAGGAGAAGCGAAUCCUUCAGAAGGUUACCAGUGCAGAGCACCCAUUCCUGGUUUCCUUAUACGCCACAUUCCAGAGUGAGAAUCACCUCUUUUUUCACUUACAUAUAUGUCCUGAAUCUAUCAAAUCACUCACUGAAUUAUUUUCCUAUUUAUAUAGGUUUUACACUGCUUGUAUAGUGCUCGGCCUGGAGGAAUUGCACCGGAACAAUAUUGUUCAUAGAGAUCUGAAACUGGAAAAUCUAAUGGUGGAUGUACAUGGCUAUCUGAAAAUCGUGGAUUUUGGCCUGAGCAAAGAUGGUUUCAGAUAUGGAGAUCGCAGUAAGACCCGGUGCGGAACAAACUGCUACAUGGCCCCAGAGAUUAUUGAUGACAUGGCAUACAGUAGGGCCGUUGACUGGUGGGCCCUUGGGGUUGUGUUAUAUGUCAUGAUCAUGUUCCAGUUCCCAUUUGAUGCAGAAGAUGACAUGGAAUUAUUUGAGAGCAUCAGGAACGACAAACCUGCCCUGACAGAGGAAUUGUCAGAGGAAGCUCAGUGCCUGAUACUAAGAUUACUGGAAAAAAAUCCAUGUGAUCGCCUCGGAUCCAGCGAGGCCGGUGCUGAAGAGGUUAAAGCACAUGAAUUCUUUGAAGAUAUUGAUUGGGAAGAAUUUCUUGAAAGAGAAAUGAUGCCUCCGUUUAAACCAGAUGUCAGUGGCCUUACAGAGAGUCAAUCUGAAUGCCAAGCCUGGGGAUUAAUGCCACCAGCUGAAGCCAUAUCACCAGAGGCACAAGAGCUAUUUGAAGGAUUCGACUAUUCAGCUGAGUGAGAGGCAAUUGCAAGGGGCAGAUAUAUGACUGGAAAGGGCGGGUGGAGGGCCAGUCCAUAUACAAAUCAGAAAGCCCCAUUGACUUAAAGUUCAUAUCAGAUGCCCCAAGUCAUCAGUUUCUGAAGGAAGGUGCCACCAAAGUAUCUGUACACCAAGAGUUCUGGACUGAGUUUAAAGAGACCCUGGCAUUUCAAGUACAAAGAGAUCCAAACAGCCCCCUGUGGCAUUUGCCAGAAUGUACAGAUUGCCACUCCAGGCCUGACCUGAUUGUGAAGGAACAGCCUAAUGGUGGAACAACAGUAUCUGCAGGUGGCUCCAGAGUAUCUUUAUAUCAGCCCUGAAGAGCCAGAGAGUCAUUCAAGCGUCACUAAGUGAGCUACAGACUAUUGGAAGGGGCAAAUAUAUGACUGGAACAGUGGGAGGAGCCACCAUAUAUCAAGUCUGGACUGAGAUUAAAAAGAGACCCUGGCAUUUCAAGUCUAAACAGUCCUCUGUGGCAUUUGCCAGAAUCUACAGAUUGCCACUCCGGGCCUGCCCCAGAUACACAUGAGAAGUCUCAUCAGUACAAAAUGGAUAUCAGAUUCCCCAACAUCAACAAGUUGUGAAGGAACAGCCUAAUGGUGGAACAACAGUACCUGCAGCAAAAAAAGUUGCAGAUUGUGUCGCCAUCUAUGUCAGACAAGAAAUGCCUAGUACCAAGACGUGAGAUGGAGCGAGUGGGGUCAAAGGAAAUCUCAUAGAGUUCUCCCCUGCGCUCUCCUAGGAACCCGGGACAAGAAGGAGCUGCUCUCAUAUAUUUCAACAUUUUCAGAAUGAAUUUUCUAUUAGAUCUAUUAGUUAGGGGACUACUGUGAAAACUGAAAUGUAAUAUAAGCUUUAUCUCAUGGAAAUAAGAAACUUUCUACAUAUAAUAAAUAUGGUACUUCUUCUGAAAUUACCAAGUUACUUUUAACUAUCCCUCCAACUCCUGCACGGAGAGAGACAGAUCGCUGAGAGGGGGAUAGAAAAGAGGACUUUGAUUUGUUAAUAUUUGAAAUUGAUUAUACUUAAAAGGUUUCUUAUUACAAAAAGUGGAAGCUGAUGUUACAUUUUCAUUUUCACAAUAGUUCCCCUUAUUGACCAUUUAUAUGUAAUUAUUGCUGUUUGUUUCCAGGUAUGGGACGGAGCAGCUGCAGGGAAAGGAAAUCUCAUUUAACUCCCUACUGAGCUCUCUGAGGAACCUCGGCCAGGAAGAAGCCAUUGCUGCCAAGCUCCACCAGGCGUCUCAUCCAGAAAUGGAGAGAAAUGACAGGAUGUGCUGAAGAGCUAUGUCACCUGAUUAAUAUGAGACAUAAUCUAUGGGAUCUGAAUCCUGAUGGACCUGGGCAAAUGUCCUUUUUGCCUAUUUAUUACACCUACAUUUAUACUUGAUGAAAUAAGAACAAUGUAAUUUGUAAAAAUAAAAAAAACUAUUUUUGAAGACUA